AUGGAUCAGGACCCGGUCCGGUCCAGAUCAGCAUCUGAAUUUGACCGAAUGCCUCCUAUACACAAAAUAGAUAAUUACGACUCAUGCUUCCAAGAACCAAGCGAUGUGUACUGUAAAUUGAUUUUCCAACUGGUGUCAGAUGAACCAAGCGAACUUCUUUCCAUGAUACAGUUAUACAGCAGUCCAUUCUACCAGUUAAUAAUCAACGGAACGAUCAUGAUGCAAUCGUUUUUCGUCAUGGCUGGAUUCCAGCUGGCGUACCAAUUAUGCGUUAUUUCGAAGCAUUACCCACUCGACUGGAGUAUUGUCCCUAAGAUAAUAUGUAAAAGAUUACUCAGGUCUAUUGCCGCAGAUAUGCAGUUGUAUGUAUUCGGUGUAAUAUUAAUGAUUUUACUCAGAGACAGUAGAUUCAGGAAACCUAUUCUGACGUCUCUUGUUGUCCUCGGUAGUGUAAUAGUCGCAAUACAUACUGAAACUGGUCAUUUCUUUGCGACAGAUCGGUCAUAUAACGAGAUUUAUAGAGUGGGACAUGGACACGUGAGUGGCUACGUCAUAGGGAUGUCACUUGGCUACUACAUUUACGAAUGGCAGCAGAAGAAGAACGAUCACAGGAAAUACUCACACAAACUGAAGUUCCUGUACUGGUCUAUUGUACCGAUGAUAGCUGCCGUUGUGCUGUUUGGAGCGGUUUUCUAUAGAGAUGCUCCGAGAGAUCCGGCGUAUGUUCGAGCAAUAUGUGCCGCUUUAAAUAAGCCUAUACUUGCAGGAUUAAUAGCGUUGUUCAUCGCUGGACUUUUUAUGAAAGUAGAGAAUGUAUAUCGUAGAUUUUUCGAGUUGGAUGUAUGGGUGAUCCCAAGUAAAUUGAUCUACAGCGCGUACUUGCUACACUUUCCCCUUUUUUACAUUUUCAUAAACAUGCAGACUGAUUUAAUCCGUAUCACGUACUUGGAUUUGACCGCAAUAGCUAUUGUUGUUACAAUAAUAUCGUUCGUAUUAGCGAUUCCGUUGUACCUUUUCGUCGAAGCUCCGUUCUCAUCGAUCUUAAAUGGCAGCAAACUACAACAAAAGGAAACGGCAACUAAACAAAAUGGAAGCAACGGUAUAACUAAAAAGAAGAAAUGACAUAAGAUAUUACAAUUAACAAAAUGUAAUAAAAAUUGAUGAUAAAAAAGC
Molecule: messenger RNA, 1173 nt
Organism: Melitaea cinxia (Glanville fritillary)
Lineage: Eukaryota; Metazoa; Arthropoda; Insecta; Lepidoptera; Nymphalidae
Product: regulator of hypoxia-inducible factor 1-like
Exons: 8
Coding region: 1-1122 (373 amino acids)
Source: RefSeq, a predicted model, not a curated record